AAAAAUUUAACAAAACAUCAGCAAAUCGUCUUCCGACACGUCUUCUAAUCUGAUGCCAAUUUUGUUCCUUAGACCUUCCUCAAUUACAUUACAUCUCUCCUUAAUUAUAAAACAAAAAAAAUAAAUUAAUUUUAUAUUGGUUGAAUUUUGGGGCGUAGCCGCUCGUCGCCAAUUCGCCGCUGCUCUCUGCAACUAGGGUUCCGGCCACUUUCCGCUGUAUCUCCGAUCAGAGGGGCAUGACUGAUCAACGUAUGCAUACACCAAGGGAUCUUUUGAGUUGAAUCAACAAUCUACUUAAGGUGAUGAAUUUUUGGGGUAGAGCUGCUUGUUAAGCUAUUCAUGCUUUCUGCAACUAGGUUUCCAAAAGUUUUACGGCUGUAUCUCUGAUCAGGUUGCUUUUCCAAAUCAUAUGAUGCAAAAGUAGAGAGAGGCAGGACUGCUCAUCCUAUGCAUACACCAAGAGAUUUUGCAGAUUGAGCCUAUUAUUAAUCUAAGUUGUAGAUGGAUGGUGAAGCUAAUCAUCAACCUAAGCAAGAAAGGUUGAGGACAAGGUGGACAACAUCCCUUGAUAAGAUAUUUGCUGACUUAGUAGUCAAACAGAUUCAAUUGGGAAACAGACCAAACAAUGUUUUUGACAAGAAAACAUGGAAUCGUAUACGUGAUGAAUUCAAUGUGCAAACAGAUCUCAACUUUAAUAACAAUCAAUUGAGGAAGCACCUGGAUGUUCUGCGGACUCGAUACUAUAAUCUCAAAUCAGCUUUUGAUCAAAAUGAAUAUGCUAUGGAUGAUUCUUGUUGCAUUGGGUUUGACCUGUGGGAGGACAUUGGGCCUCGGCCUGAUACAAUCAAAAUUAAGGACUGCCCCAUUUAUGAUCAACUAUGCAUGAUCUUUACAGAAUCAGGGGCUGACGGGAAAUAUGCCCAGUCGAGUCACUAUGAGGAGUUAGAUGACAAGUCUGUCGGAAUAGGUACUGCAAUAGAUACUUCUGGGUUAACUUCGGGUCCAGAAAGUGGAAAACUGAGUUCCAAACCUUUGUCAUCAUCAAAAAUUGUGCAAGAAAAUGCUUCAUUAGCAGAAAAGUUGGACAAGAAAACAGCAGAGAGAAAAAGGAAACGAUCAUCUGAGACUGGCUCUUUUUCAGGUCAAAAUAAGGGAGGUAAAGGAAUAAAUGAUGUGAUGGCAGAAGCCAUGCUAGAGAUGGUUGCUGCUUCAAAGUUGAGGACAGUUACAUUGAUACAAACCGAUGGCAAAUAUACUAUCACUAAUUGCAUAAAGGCAUUGGAUGAGAUAGAGCGCAUUGAUCAAAAGAUCUACUUUGCUGCUUUGGACCUGUUUGAGGACCCAAACUUGAGGGAGACAUUUAUUUCUCUUGGGGGUAAUGAGACGCGGUUGACAUGGCUGCUGGGAAAGUGUGGUAAUGCUACUUCCAGUUAAAUCAUGGAGGUGGCCUUUGUAUAAAUCUUAACAGGUAUAGGUUUUUUUAUAGUGAACUAGUUUUAGUCGUUAGUAACAUAUGAUCCUCUAGUGGUUGGUGAACAAGUUUUAGUUUGUCUGGGACUUGACUUUUUGGUGGUUUAGUAAUGACGAAACUGUGCAAGAGGCAUGUGUAGAGCAAGUACUACAGGAAGCAGCAGGGCGUGGUUUCAUUUGAUCUUAAAAGUUGCAUUUGACAGCCUGCCUGUCUUUUAGGGUUUUUGAAUGUUCCAAUUGCAGGGACCUGAUAAACGAUCUGGUGUUCCAUGUUCUCUGCCCAGUGGCAGGAUGAGCUCCUGCAGCGCGAAUAGCUUUUAUAAUUUAUUUAUUAGUUUGGUUAAUUGAGUUUGUAAUCAGGAUGCAUCUAGAUCUCCUUGGAUUAGUGCUGGGAAAUUCUUUGCUUCAACGAGGGGAAGUAAGUGAUACUUUCAGAGGGAACUCUGAUUUUUUGUCACCUGGGUGGGAUGCUUAAAAAGAUGACAACUUUAAAAGCAAUUGAGGUAUUACUUUUUAUA
Molecule: messenger RNA, 1988 nt
Organism: Vitis riparia (riverbank grape)
Lineage: Eukaryota; Viridiplantae; Streptophyta; Magnoliopsida; Vitales; Vitaceae
Product: L10-interacting MYB domain-containing protein-like
Exons: 6
Coding region: 502-1434 (310 amino acids)
Source: RefSeq, a predicted model, not a curated record